AUGCAAGAAACUCCAGACAACGGAGCACUCAGCUUUUCCGAUUUUUCAACUUCCAUCCUCUAUCCAGAUACUCUGCAAGCUGAAUCUGAGGAUAUAUUAUUACAACCUCUCUCAGUCUCAGUGUGGUUUUCCGGUGCGGUUCCUCGACACCUCACUCACCCGAACAUUCCAAUUAAAAUUAGUGUGUCUCUGAAUGAGGAGUAUCAAUUAUUCACAGUACCUGUGAUUGAGGUAGAGUCUCAGCACUCCAGAGAGUCUUACCAUUUCAAUAAUGUAAGUUGCGGUCAAUAUGAACAUUGCCCCAUGUCUGGUGGUGAAUCUGAUGAUGCAUCAAUUACCUUCCUCCCCUUGCCGUCAACAUUCGAUCACAUGGAUCCUGACCACUGGGCCAGACUCUCCGGCACUAUACAAUCAUGGCUCCUGACGUUCACGGACACAGUGACGCCUGAAUGGACUUGGGGCCAGGACGCAUUCUGGUACGCAUUUGUCGCUGCCAAUCCUGACUUCCCCAAUGGCAAGUGGGCUUUCUGGGAUCUGUGUAUUCCUCUCGAGGGCCAGUUCAUCGAGGAGUGGGUGGAGUGCAGCAUCAAUUUGCCCGUCGAAGAUGCUGACGAAGAGCUCACUACUCCUUUGAUGCACAGUGAUACCCGGGACCUCAUAUGGGGAGAGUUCUCCAGACACAUUGCGCUUUUUUACCCUUAUCGUUUGAUUUCUACUACAUAA
Messenger RNA from Suillus discolor, 723 nucleotides. RefSeq lists its product as uncharacterized. Bases 1 to 723 code for a protein of 240 amino acids. The record is from RefSeq and is a predicted model, not a curated record. Lineage: Eukaryota; Fungi; Basidiomycota; Agaricomycetes; Boletales; Suillaceae. The transcript is spliced from 3 exons.